AGAGACAGAGAGAGAGAGAGAGAGCUGUGAAUACACAGCUUCAAAACAGGAAAACUCCUUCCUUUUCAAAAGGCAGAGGACAGACCAAACAGUGCGCCCUGCUGGCUUUCAGCACAGUCUGCCAGCGAAGCCAAAAGCUCUCUCAACUGUGACUUCAUUUCCAGCAGGAUCAAGACUUGAGUCAGUUUUCAUUUAAUCGUUUACAGCCAGCAGUGCCAUUGAUGGGGAACAUACAGAGCAAGACUGAAAAUCAAGUGGCAGUUUAAUCAAGGUAACUGCUUGAGAAAUCCAGAGAGAAGAGACAAUCGGAAGGGCAAAACAAAAAAGAAAUCCUUUCUAAGGUAACCAUGCAAGCAGGACACCAAUGGAAAAAUUUUGUACCAUUUAUAGUGGCCUUAGCAGUUGUGCUGGAGGUCUGCAAGGUCCAUGGCUGUCGAACUGGCACAGGAUCAGAGUGUGAGAAAGCUCCUUUCGUCCCAGGCCACAACCUGGCAGGGGAGGGUUUUGAUGUGGUGCGACUGCGUCGAACAGGAGCAUAUGUCAUCAACGUCAAAGCUCAUCUGGCUGACAACCACACCUGUACACUGUGUCCAAACCGCUUCCAAAAAGAACAGACUCAAAAGCUUCCAGCAGCAGUGCUCGACUGGCGUCCCUUCAGUCGCUGCAGCAAACAGCUUUCUAGUGCACUCCACCACUCCGUGGACUCCCUGCUGCGCAGCUCCAGCUCGCUUGUUAACAACAACUGGGGUCUGGGUUUGAGCCUUGACAACAUUGGUCAGGCGGUGCUGGGAGGAAGCCGCUCAGAUUUGGCCAAAUUUGCUCGUUCACAACACAGUGUGGACAAAGCCACUUUCGCCAUUUAUGAAAUCAGUUGCACCUAUUACAGCUACAGGCUGGCCGAUCAUCCCCAGCUGAGUGAAGAGUUCAUGAAGCAUUUGAAGAGACUCCCACAGAGUUUAAACACAGCCCAGAACAAAGCCUUAUACAGACGGCUGAUAGACACUUAUGGAACGCAUUACAUCCACCAGGUCCAGCUUGGUGGCAAGGUGAGGAGAAUCACUGCCUUUAGGACUUGCCUGGCCACGUUGAAGGGCUUCUCAGAAUCGGAUAUUAAAAAUUGCCUGAAUCUUGAACUCCGUAUGGCUCUGGGCUUUGUUCCAUCCAAUGCAUCCUUCUCCAACAAGUGUGACAACUUCUGGAAGGGCAAUAUGAGCAUGGGCUUCUACCAGGGCUUUAUGACACAUAAAAUUGAGGUAAUUGGAGGAGAGAGGUACUUCCCUGACAUCCUCUACCAGCAGGACCCUGCAGAAGCGUACCAAAGCUGGCUGAACAGCCUAUAUGACAACCCUGAUGUGGUCUCUUAUGCCAUCUUCCCUUUGCAUCAUUUGGUGGAGGACCCACAGAUCAGUGAUAAUCUGAGAGUCAUAGUCACAGAGUAUAUCAAAGAGAAUCAGCUGAAAGAAGACUAUCUGGGUUUAAAGAACUGCUCACCAGGACCAAAUCUGGAUCAUAAUUGCUGUCCUUUAAGGACUGGCAGAGGAACUCUGAGACUGGAGAUCCACAGAGCAGCAGGGCUGAGGGCUGAUACUUUCACAAAAACUGAUGCCUAUGUGAAGAUCUUCUAUGGUGGCAUGUACGAGGAGACUGAGACCAUAAUGGAUAACAAUGACCCAGAGUGGAAUGUCACUUAUGAUUUUGGCUCCGUGGAGCUGGGUCAGGAGCUGAGGUUUGAAGUCUGGGAUAGGGACGUGUUUUAUAAUGAUGUUGCAGGGAUGUGUCUCAUCUAUCCUGAGAGAGGAGAACAUUCUCUGAGCUGCCAGCUGCGCAAAGGAGUUCUCUAUUUCACCUACACCAUUACAUGUGAUGCUCAUUUGACAGGCUUCAGGUGUGGACGAUACUCCCCACUUGCUGAAUAGAUUCUCUUAAAUAUCAGCUUUUUUCUUUUUUUAAAGAACUACUUGCAAUCUGUAAUUUCCUUGCAUUUUGGCAUAGUGUCCCACCUUUUCUUACAUAGCAUUUGACAUUACCAUGACACCAAAACAACUCAUGCUACAAAAGUUGUCACUUGUCUUCUGUGUAAAUGUUUCUUAAUAGCUUCGAAUUAUCAAACCAAGUUCUUGUGUAUUCUUUGUACAUACUGGAAUAAAGACAUUAAGAUGCUAAUAUUAA
Molecule: messenger RNA, 2169 nt
Organism: Melanotaenia boesemani (Boeseman's rainbowfish)
Lineage: Eukaryota; Metazoa; Chordata; Actinopteri; Atheriniformes; Melanotaeniidae
Gene: prf1.5
Product: perforin 1.5
Exons: 5
Coding region: 348-1916 (522 amino acids)
Biological process (GO): immune response
Cellular component (GO): membrane attack complex
Source: RefSeq, a predicted model, not a curated record